Messenger RNA from Hipposideros armiger (great roundleaf bat), 830 nucleotides. RefSeq names its product calcyon neuron specific vesicular protein (gene CALY). The record is from RefSeq and is a predicted model, not a curated record. The coding region runs from base 257 to 676 and encodes 139 amino acids. Gene Ontology annotation, molecular function: clathrin light chain binding. NCBI's taxonomy places the organism in Eukaryota, Metazoa, Chordata, Mammalia, Chiroptera, Hipposideridae. The transcript is spliced from 5 exons. Gene Ontology annotation, biological process: endosomal transport; clathrin coat assembly. Gene Ontology annotation, cellular component: membrane; endosome.
GGAGGGGGUGCGGGCAGGCGACAGGUCCCGGGCUCCCCUCCCCCAGCCUGAGUCUCCCCGGCAACAGCAGCCUCGGUCUGGGGCUCGGCCCCUCCCCCGCCCCGCCCCGGCUGCGGCUGCGAAGCGUCUGGAACCGCAACCUUCCUCCGCAUCCUGGUCUGGGGGACCUCAUCCUGCCGCAGCUGCCCGUUGGAACCGCCCGUGAGCCGUCUCUACAUUUCUUCCCGUGGAGUGGGGACAAGGACCGCCACCCACCAUGGUGAAGCUGGGCUGCAGCUUCUCUGGGAAGAUGGGCAAAGACCCUGGGGGCCAGGAUGGGGCUGCCGCUGACAGCGCCCCUCUGAUCAGCCCCCUGGAUGUCAGCCAGCUGCAGCCACCAUUCUCUGACCAGGUGGUCAUCAAAACACAGACGGAAUACGAGCUGUCCUCCAUGGACCAGCCAAAGAAGUUCUCAGACCUGGAGGCCCAGAAGCUGGCCUGUGGCCACCCAGAGGAAGGACGCAGGCUGCCCACAGCACGCAUGAUCGCUUUCGCCAUGGCGCUCAUGGGCUGCGUCCUGAUCAUGUACAAGGCCAUCUGGUACGACCAGUUCACCUGCCCCGACGGCUUUCUGCUGCGGAACAUAUUCGAAUCCUUCUUGAAAGAUGAAGAGAAAAGCUGUUUUAGUUUCCUGUAAUUUAAAAGUGAGUAACGCCUGGGAGCAGGUGCGGUGAACAAAGCAGAGUGUGCCCGCGAGCCCUCGCGGCUCAGCGCUGCCAUUCCUCCAACGAGUCACUGACUUGUGCCAGGCUUUCUGUGUAACAUAACAUUAACAUUUUCUCCAUAAUUGG